This is a messenger RNA of Neltuma alba, 1374 nucleotides long. Its product is annotated as protein TIFY 6B. Gene Ontology annotation, cellular component: nucleus. Gene Ontology annotation, biological process: regulation of defense response; response to wounding; regulation of jasmonic acid mediated signaling pathway. The record is from RefSeq and is a predicted model, not a curated record. NCBI's taxonomy places the organism in Eukaryota, Viridiplantae, Streptophyta, Magnoliopsida, Fabales, Fabaceae. The transcript is spliced from 7 exons. The coding region runs from base 145 to 1269 and encodes 374 amino acids.
UUCUCUCCCACUUGCAGAGCCAACCAAACCUUUUCUGUCUGCUCCCUACUGGCUGCUUAACCUUUUUCCCCACCAAGUCUUUCUUCCUCUUUCCUUUACUACAAGUUUGAAUUCUUUUUGGGUCUCUGAUUCUUCAUUUCCCAUAUGGAACGGGAUUUUCUGGGUUUGAGUUCAAAGGUUAGUUCAGCGACUAAGAAAGAGGAUACUACUGGUAAAGCGAACGAGCCAGUGAGGGGUUUAGGAAUGCAGUGGUCGUUUUCAAACAAGGUUUCUGCCGUUCCUCAAUUGUUGUCCUUUAAGACUUCUCCGGAAGAUAGGACAAGAAAGACCACAUCAUCAGCUGAUGCUUUUGACUCUAACCAGAAACCAUUCAUGGGUGGGAUCCAGAAAAGUUUGAGCAUGGGAAAACAAGUAGGAAAUGAACGUGGAAUGACAGUAUACCCUAUGCAACAAGUUGAUACACUUUCAGGCUACCAUCAAGAAGCCAGAACAUUUUCAGUCUCCAACCAGUCAAAUCAGAGGAGUCCUAUUCUCCAAUCUACUGUCAGUACCAAUGUUCGGAACAUGGUCAAUUCUGCCAUAAAACCACACCCUCAAGGAGGAGUCCCUCUGAUUGCCCCUGUAUCUGUUCUUCCAUCAAACGGUUACGUUGUUGGUACCACUGACUUAGGGAACUCGUCGAAACCCUCUGGCAAACCUACUCAGCUGACCAUAUUCUAUGCUGGUUCAGUGUGUGUUUAUGAAGACAUAGCUCCCGAGAAGGCCCAGGCUAUUAUGUUGCUGGCUGGACAUGGGAGUACUCCAAAUCAAAACAAAUCAGUGUCAACAGCUCCAGUGCAAACACCAAACUACAAGCCUUCUAAAGAUGAUGGGUUUAUUGUAAGCCAAUCCCACCAUUCACCUUUACCAAGUCCGAUUCCCAUGUCCUUCCAUGUUAGUUCUCAGCCUGUGGGAGGACCUCCUAGCACCAAUGAACCAGCAAUUGUGAGACCAGUAUCAUCUUCGGCUGCCCCAAGUUGCAAUCUGGAGUCUCCUAGUGUAGCUAGCUCUUCAAAAUCUGCAGCGACAAAAGUUGGUUCACCUGUGGACUUGCCUCAGGCGCGCAAAGCAUCCUUGGCUCGGUUCUUAGAGAAGCGCAAGGAAAGGGUGACAAGCACAUCACCAUACCACACAAACAAGAAAUCACCAGAAUGUGGCAAUCAAGGAACGGAUAGUAUUAGUUUCUCCAUCACAUCCACCGGUUCUUGUCCCCUACCUGCCAUGAACUAGCUAGCUAAGCCCUCAAGAAGAGCACAUAAAGUUUAUGUAUCAUGUAAUUUUGCAGUUCUAAGAUCAAUUAUUUUAAUAGCUAAAGUCCUUAGCAAUUUUGUCUUA